Penicillium verhagenii is the source of this 1209-nucleotide messenger RNA. Its product is annotated as putative aminotransferase. The record is from RefSeq and is a predicted model, not a curated record. The transcript has 7 exons. Lineage: Eukaryota; Fungi; Ascomycota; Eurotiomycetes; Eurotiales; Aspergillaceae. Bases 1 to 1209 code for a protein of 402 amino acids.
AUGGCUGGAAGUUUUGAUGUCAAUACUGCGCGCAGUUGCUUCCCGGCUCUGCAGCAAAAGCAGAUCUAUAUGGACAAUGCUGGGGGAAGUCAAGUACUUGCCACAGUUGCAAACUCUAUCCGGUCGUAUCUUUUGAGCUCGAAUGUGCAGCUUGGAGCUACAUACCCAGUCUCUCAAGAAUCCACUAGUGGAUAUGAGGAAGGGUACAAUGCUGGAGCAAGCUUCAUCAAUGCUCGACCCGAAGAGAUCAGUAUCGGAGUGUCAACCACUCAGCUUCUCCACAAUCUCUCGACGGCCCUACAGUUCCAGCCUGGUGACGAGUUGGUCCUGUCCAAGCUCAACCAUGAAGCCAACACGGCUCCAUGGGUGCGAGUCGCGGAUCGCCUUGGACUAACUGUGAAGUGGUGGGCUUCCAGUGACCCUAAGAAUCCUACUUGCGACGUCAACGACCUGAAGACUCUUCUUUCCGAGAAGACUAGACUGGUCGCCUGUCCGCACGCUUCUAAUAUCACCGGAACCAUCAGUCCGGUUCGAGAAAUCGCCAAUGCAGUUCACGUUUACCCUCGUGCACUACUGUGUGUGGAUGGAGUAGCUCUCGCACCACACCGACAAGUAGACGUCCAAGCCCUGGGAGUCGACUUCUACGCCUUCUCCUGGUACAAAGUGUACGGACCCCACCUCGCACAGCUAUACGCCUCAGCCCGGAUCCACGACCAGAUCAACACGCUAGGCCACUUCUUCAAACCAACGGACACGCUAGACCACAAGCUCAACCUAGCCUCAGCCAACUACGAACUAACGCAAAGCAUCCCACGGGUAGUGGAAUUUUUCGGAGCAAAGCCCGGCACGACGUGGGCGGCGAUGGCGUCGCACGAGGAGCGACUACAGGAAAUCCUGCUCGCCUUUCUGGGCACGGAUGAGCGGAUCACCGUAAUCGGCGAGCCUCGUGCAGACCAGGCGCUCCGGGUGCCGGUGAUCAGCUUCAUUGUGCGUGGGGUUAGAAGCCAGGAGGUGGUAGAGGCAGUGGAGGCCCGGUCAGCGUAUGGGUUCCGGAGCGGACACAUGUACAGCCAUCGGCUGUUGAAGGAUGUGUGUGGAUUGGAGGAUGUGGAUGAUGGGGUCGUGCGAGUUAGUUUAUUGCACUAUAAUACGGAGGUGGAGGUAGAGGGGUUGGUGUCUGUGUUGCGGGAAGUGCUUGAUGCCUUGUAG